This is a messenger RNA of Galendromus occidentalis (western predatory mite), 2787 nucleotides long. Its product is annotated as T-cell immunomodulatory protein. The transcript is spliced from 4 exons. The record is from RefSeq and is a predicted model, not a curated record. Bases 3 to 1847 code for a protein of 614 amino acids. Lineage: Eukaryota; Metazoa; Arthropoda; Arachnida; Mesostigmata; Phytoseiidae. Gene Ontology annotation, cellular component: plasma membrane.
GUAUGGCUGUGCGUUCGAAGCAAGCGAUUGCCAAAAUGCUCAGCCAAAGUUUACUGCUAUUUCUCGUAUUGCCUUUGUGUUGGGGAGCCGAUGACCACUUCAGAGAUAUAACAAAGAACGUUUUCGGGAACGAAAGUGGAUAUCUGGCAGCAUUCGCGGAUUUCAACAGUGAUAAAUCCAUCGACGUGUUUGUGCUAAUAGCUCAGGAUUCGAGCAAAGGUUUCACGCAAAUCGACCUGAAUCAGGCGCUCAUUUCGAGGUUCAGCGAAGAGAAGUUCACGCGAACAACUCUUCUGAAAGACCUGCCUCAUCGAGUAGAUUCGAUUAUACCGGCCGACUUCGAUGGCGACCGGAUACAGGACGUCCUCUUGUACUCGAAAGAGACGUCGACCAUCACUAUCUAUUGGGGGACAGGAGAUUACGCGAACGCUACGAACCUCUUGGACUUGGUGAGCGUGAAAGACGUUCACGCAGAGCCGUCGUUAUUCGAUUUCGAUGGAGAUCGGAUCGUCGACAUUCUCACGUCCAACGACAGCUCGAGAAUAAGCCGAAGGGUGAUAACUUGUGAAGGACGUUCGUGCAAUAGAAAUAGAACUCUGGGCAAAAGCGAAAGCACGCUGGCUCCGAUGGCCGUCUACCAUUCGAAUUCCUUUGUGGAUCUCAACGGGGACUUGAACCCCGAUCUCUUGAUAUCCACCGAAAAGCAUUUCGAAAUCUGGAUCUGGAAAGCCCCGGGUGAAUGGGAGCUCAGUCCUCACAAUCGGCCAUAUCCAGAGGGCCUCCGAGCGUCCGACAUUGGUCAGUCAGUGCUCGUUGACUUCGACUCAUCAGGAAAGCUAUCGCAUUUGGUUCAGCGAUCUACGAGAAGCAGCGAUCAAAUCCUCGUUUGGGUGCCGAAGGCGAAUAGCACCUUCGCGGGCAACUGGCAGCCGGUUUUCACGCUGAAAUCGUUCAAGUUCUGGACAGACACCAGCUAUCAGAACGAAGUGAACGCAAUGAUGGCUCUCAAAUCGGCUGACCUCGAUCAAGACGGCUACCCGGACUUCAUGGCAAUCUACGUGGAUCCGAGCGACCCGAGGAACGUGAAAAGAGGAGUCGUAAGCCUUUUGAACCGACCCUGCGAUAAAGAUGGCGCUUGCCCCCUGGGUCGCACCUUGACGCCGGUGUACAAUCCGGGAGACUUCAAGAAGUUCCCCCGAGUGACGAACUUGGGUUUCUUCGAUAUCAGAGAGAAUGGAAAAAUGGACGUCUUGGUCACAACCGGCGAUCUCAAACAGGCAAACUGGAGCAUAUCCGCCUUGGAGAACACCUACGCCGAGGACGCCUGUUUCAUCAAAGUUAUCACGGUCAGUGGUCUCUGUGCCAAGGAUCGUUGCAUAGAAAAGAAGAAUAUCAUCGAAUAUGGGUACAAUCAACCCGGACCAGUAGUCACCUACAGUAUAAUUGACUCCGAGGGCAAAAUGAGGAGUUCCAUGGCUUCCCAACUCUACCAAACGAGUCAUGGCUCGUUGCAGCUGCCGUACAUUCUCUUCGGCAUCGGACUAUCGCCGAAUUUCGUCGAGAGUCUCGAAGUGCGCAUGCCCGGAUUGAAUAGAAGUCACCAGUGGACUCAGAUCAUUCCCAACUCUCAAAUGCUGGUCAUUCCGAGUCCGGCCACCGAGCCGUCCCAGUGGCAGAACAAAUUGUUCAUCACGCCAUCACGUAAAAUGCUGGUCACCGGAAUCACUCUUCUUGGUGUUGUGGUAGUCAACGUCUUCAUAAUCCUGGCGCUCCACAUGAUGGAGAAGAAGGCGGACAAAAUCGAAAGAGCGCAACAGGCACAUCGCUUCAACUUCGAUGCCAUGUAAGGAAUACGGAUCGUUCCUGAAGGACGAGCAAGGCUCCGAGGGAAUAGAGGCGACGACGGCCAAUUUCAGCGAGUCCGAACUCCGACUGAGUCGCACUGUCCCGGCGUCUACUUCUUUGUCUAGUCAACCACCAUGCCCGAAAAAGUGCCCGAAGACGAACGGCAUCUAGUGACGAUGCCAUGAUCCUGACGGAUUCCAGCCUCACCAAAUCGGCGACACUCGCCACGUCUAGUAUCGGAGUGGGCGAGAUGUAUAAAGAGAAAUCAUAGGUAAACAAUUAGGUGGAUACACGUUGGAGCGAGCGACGACCAGAGAGAAGACGCGCGACACCGAUAGCUCAAAGUUAACAAACUGGUCGUGUGUCUCCGUUGUUUCUGAAUCCACCUUAUAUCCUCGAAAGAACUUGUCCUGAUGAGGCGGUGGCCCGAUGAGAGAGAUCCAUCGAGUCACUCCGUACUGUAAAUAACGCCACAGCACCACGAUGGACCCGACGUUGUCUCAUGUGAUAGAUCCAGAUUGUCUGCACGUCUGCCCGCCUGUUCAAUUGGUUGAGUACUCGACUACGUGAAUGGAUGAGUGAUUGAUCAAAUGAUUCAAAACAAGUUCGACUGACUGCCCGAAUCAUUUAAGCGACUGACCGACUAAUGGAUCAAUGUUAUUAGUGACCAUGAAGGGGAGAGAAGCUGUUGCCGUCUCACGGGACGAAGCGGAAAUAUGUUGGAGAACGAUAGAGAGACGCAGAGGAUCAUUCUUUGGAGACGGAGAUCGUUGUUGGAAUUUUACCAAACUGUAGGACGAAGCAUUGUCGUAUUAUUGUCGGGGACGAUGAGCCCGAAUUCCUUCUCGCUACGAUCGCAGAAAGGAUCACGAAGUCAACCGAGAAUAGGCAACCUACGUAGGUACCGAGUGAGCCAUGGAAACUUAAUAAAGAGUAUUCUCU